This is a messenger RNA of Cucumis melo (muskmelon), 2277 nucleotides long. RefSeq lists its product as uncharacterized. Gene Ontology annotation, molecular function: aspartic-type endopeptidase activity; nucleic acid binding; zinc ion binding. Lineage: Eukaryota; Viridiplantae; Streptophyta; Magnoliopsida; Cucurbitales; Cucurbitaceae. Gene Ontology annotation, biological process: proteolysis. The transcript has 4 exons. The record is from RefSeq and is a predicted model, not a curated record. Bases 739 to 2277 code for a protein of 512 amino acids.
AAAAGGAAAAGAAAAGAGAAGAGGGAGAGAAGGGGAAACCCUAGCCGCCGCCGCCAAUCUCCACCGCCGCCGCCGCCGUCGCACGCCGCCGCAAGCCAGCCAUCGUAGAAGCCGCGUCGUACCGCGUCCGCCAGCCGAAGGAGCCGCGCCGCUUCGAUCUGAGGCAGGUCAGCCGAAACCCGUCGCGUCCCGAAGCCGAAUCCACCUCUGCGCCGAACGCGUCGCGAAGCCGAGAUCCAUCUCCACGUCGAAGCCGCGUCGCCAGCCAUCGUCGUCUGCAUCCGAGCCGCGAACGCGUCUGCAAAUCCGAGCCGCGAACGCGCCUACACCCGAGCCGUAUCGAAGCCGCGAACGCGCCCGCCUCCAGCCGACGAACGAACCCGAACCCGGAACCGCCCGCGCGCUCGAACCUGGAACCGCCCGCGCGCCCGAACCCGGAACCGAACCCGCGCCCGUGCCACACGUGCCUGACUCUCCCGCGUGCAAGCGCGCCGCGCCGUGUGUUCCGCGUAGCCGAGCCGCGUCCCCUCCCUGUAGCAAGCCGAGCCGCACGCGAAGUCCCCAUACCGAGCCGAGCCGCGUCUGCACCAAGCCGAGCCGGUCCUGCCUUCUUCCAGCCGAGCCGCCAAGCCUGUUUUGGCUCCUUCCACCUAAAUUUUUGAAGCAAAUUGGACCAAAUAGCUGCUGCAGCUUAGGACUUCCUCAGUAGGAACUCAUCUAGCAACAUCUCGAGGAAGAAUGCCGCCACGUAGAGGUGCACGCCGAGGAGGUGGCAGGGGAGGCAGAGGAGCCGGUCGUGGCCAACCGGCGGAGCAACCUGCCGCGCCGCCAGUCAACCCCGACGUACCAGUCAACCCUAAUGCACCGGUCACUCAGGCGGAUCUCGCCGCAAUGGAGCAGCGUUACCAGGCCAUGCUGCAAGCUGCUCUAGCGCCGUUCCUCGCUGCUCAGCAGAACCAGGCCGCCCCUGUUCAGGACCAGCCUGUAGUCCCUCCAGCCCCUGUUCAGGACCAGCCCGUCAUCCCUCCAGCCCCGGUGGAAGCCCAGCCGGUGCCAGUACAACUGUCAGCUGAGGCCAAGCACUUGAGGGAUUUUAGGAAGUACAACCCGAAGACUUUCGACGGAUCCUUGGACAACCCCUUUAGAGCCCAGCUGUGGUUGACAUCCAUAGAGACGAUCUUCAGGUACAUGAAGUGCCCAGAAGACCAGAAGGUGCAGUGUGCAGCUUUCUGUUUGGAGGAUAGGGGGACUGCCUGGUGGGAGACUGCUGAGAGGGCGCUGGGAGGAGAUGCCAGCAAGAUCACAUGGGAGCAAUUCAGGGAGAGCUUUUAUGCUAAGUUCUUCUCUGCCAACGUGAAGCACGCCAAGCUCCAAGAAUUCCUAAACUUGGAGCAAGGCAAACUGAGCGUGGAACAGUAUGAUGCCGAGUUCGACCUGUUGUCCCGUUUUGCCCCUGAUGUGGUAAGGGAUGAGGCCGCCAGGACUGAGAGAUUUGUUAAUGGCCUCAGGUUAGACCUCCAGGGUUUUGUACGAGCUCUUCGACCAACCACUCAUGCGGAUGCUCUACGCAUAGCACUGGAUCUGAGCCUGCAUGAGAGAGCUGGUCAAUCUAAGGUUGUCGGCACAGGGUCAGCCUCGGGACAGAAGAGGAAGGCGGAGGCGCAGCCCGACGUAGUACCACAGCAGACUCCGAGGUCAGGAGGUGUCUUCCAGAGACACCGUCGGGAGCUGGCAGCAGCUGGGAGAACUUUGAGAGAGCUACCCACUUGUACUACCUGUGGGAAGGUCCAUGGAGGACAAUGUUUAGCUGGGAGUGGAGUCUGCUUCAGGUGCAGGCAGCCGGGGCACACUGCUGAUGCGUGUCCUCGGAAACCCUUAGAGACGACGCCACGUCAGCCUUCUGCUCCCCAGCAGGGGAGAGUCUUUGCCACGAACCGGCAGGAGGCCGAGCGAGCUAGUACGGUGGUGACAGGUACGCUCCCAAUCUUGGGGCAUUAUGCUUUGGUACUAUUUGACUCGGGGUCAUCGCAUUCAUUUAUAUCCUCUAUUUUUGUCAAGCAUGCGGGUUUAGAAGUAGAACCGUUGGGUAGUGCCUUGUCUGUCUCUACUCCUUCUGGAGAGGUCCUUUUGUCUAAGGAAAAAAUAAGGGCAUGUUGGGUAGAAAUAGCAAACCAUACCUUGAACGUAACUUUACUGGUGCUAGAUAUGCAAGAUUUCGAUUUGAGGGAAAGGAGGAAUUUGGUGAAGAUAUUGGAGAAAUUUGAGAGAGAAGGGUGA